GGAAACAGUUGGAUAGGAACUCAGAAAUCAUGUGACUGAUGACUAAGUUAAAUUUCUUCUACAUACUGAAAGGGAAGAGUGAUGAUUAGUUAUUGAUUGUCCUUGCAUUUUUAAAGUUUUGGAGAGAUCGAAUCAUGUUCUCAUUUAUGCUGUUUUUCUCUCUGUUUUCUUCUGUAUUUACUGAACCUGAGAAGCUACACUGGAUCUGCAACUCCUCUGAUUCAAGUAUCUGGUACAGCUACUGUGAUAACACGAAGUUCCCGAUUUCAAUAACUCCUAACCCCUGCAUAGAAUUGAAGGGAACCAGUGGAAAUUUGCAUAUUUUCUUCACUCCAAGAAGAGAUAUUAAAAAAUUACAUUUCAACCUCUAUCUAUCUGUGAACUCUGUGGAUCUUCCACUGCGCAAAGAGGUUGUUUGCCGAGGAUCUGAUGAUGAUUAUUCUUUUUGCAGAGCUCUGAAGGGAGAGACUGUGAAUACAACAGUACCAUUCUCCUUCAGGGGAAUACGAUUUCCUAAGGGACUAUACAGAUGUGUUGCGGAAGCCAUCGUUGGGAAUGCUGAAGAAAUGCUCUUUUGUUUGAAUUUUACCCUCUUACACCACCCUCACUUGAGUUAGAAUAAAUUGA
Molecule: messenger RNA, 627 nt
Organism: Ceratotherium simum simum (southern white rhinoceros)
Lineage: Eukaryota; Metazoa; Chordata; Mammalia; Perissodactyla; Rhinocerotidae
Gene: LY96
Product: lymphocyte antigen 96
Biological process (GO): cellular response to lipopolysaccharide; positive regulation of lipopolysaccharide-mediated signaling pathway; toll-like receptor 4 signaling pathway
Cellular component (GO): lipopolysaccharide receptor complex
Molecular function (GO): Toll-like receptor 4 binding; lipopolysaccharide binding; lipopolysaccharide immune receptor activity
Source: RefSeq, a predicted model, not a curated record